This is a messenger RNA of Chenopodium quinoa (quinoa), 1353 nucleotides long. RefSeq lists its product as uncharacterized. The record is from RefSeq and is a predicted model, not a curated record. Lineage: Eukaryota; Viridiplantae; Streptophyta; Magnoliopsida; Caryophyllales; Amaranthaceae. The transcript has 6 exons. The coding region runs from base 112 to 1014 and encodes 300 amino acids.
CACCCACCACUCAUCUUGGGUAGAAUCAUUAGUUCCCAAAACCAACCCAAUCCAUCAAAACCAGCAAACUCCCCACCCAAAACCAAAAAAAAUCGCCACAAUUUCAUAAAAAUGGAGUUACUCUAUCUCUUAGGCUCCAUAAUUUGGAAUUCCAUUAUCUCCUUUGCUCUUUCUCUCCUCCUCCCCUUCCGACUCCUCAUCCGUCGGGCAUUCCCUUCCGAUGACGACGGCAUCAUUCUUUACGAAGGAGUUGUUUGGCACGAACGCCGCCGUCCUGUCCACCACUCUUUUAAAUACAAUGUUCGUUAUGCGCUCAUUCAUCUUGAUGUCUCGCCUCUUUCACCUUCUUCUAACCAUCUAUCGGCUGACGAGGCUCGAAACAUUACUGGGACUACUGGCCCCGUUUUUCUCUUAACAAUACCGCCUAGUGUGGGAUAUGAACAGAAUCCGUUGAGUUUAUACUACUGCUAUGACCAAGAAAACUCUUCUACCAGUUUGAAGAAGUGUAUUGCAGAGGUAACUAAUACACCUUGGGGAGAAAGAGUUUCAUUUGUUUUUAACCCAAGCUCAGACGUGGUUGCAAAAGCAUUACAUGUUAGCCCUUUCAUGGACAUGCAAGGAAGUUGGAAAAUCAAGGCAACAGCACCUAGAAAUGAUUUGUCAGUUGUUAUCUCUGUUCAUCACCCGGAUCUUGGCGAACAUUUCUGUGCUAUAUUAAGAGCGCAAAGAGUGAGUUCCUCGAAGGUUGAUCAAUUAUUCUUCUUCUGGUUGAUGCCCCACAAAGUUGCGGUUUGGAUAUAUUGGCAUGCUCUUAAGCUUUGGUGGAAAAGUGUUUCAUUCGUCCAACAUCCUAGGUAUAAUAAUCCAGCUUAUAGAGAGGAAGCUGUAUCACGUGACAAGAAGUUAAAUUGCUGCAAGGCAGGGGACUUUGAAACAAGUUUGUGCCCCAGAGAAGACAGAAAUGUAAUAGAUCAUCAAUUUAGUUGGACUGAUGCAAAAUGGCCUUGGUCAUAACUGCUACAAGGUGGGAAGGAUAAGCAACUAAACUCAACCCUGUUUAGCUGAGUUGGAGGAGAGUGAAAGUGUGAAACUUUAUUUAUGCUGCGGUUGAAAAGGAUAUUGGGGAUGAACCUAGAUCAUUGAAGACAUUGUUCGGACCUUAUUGGUGAGCAUACCAAACAUAAGAAACUUGAUGAAAUGGCAUGUAAUGAGGUGUGAGCAAAAGUUGUAAGUUUUCAUGUACAUGGUAACUUUUGCUUGUAAUUCUUAACAUACUCUUUGGUCAGGUUUAUUAUAUAAUUCACAUGUAUGCUCUUCGAUUAUACAUCAAAGCCUCAUGAUAACCUAUGACCA